AAAGCCCUAGCCGCCUCGUCCCCACCCAAUCCUCCUCCCUCGCCGCUCGCCGUGCUCCCGCUCCCGCUCCGGCCGGCGACCACCGGGAAGAGGAGAGCUCGAGAUGAGCUUGCGGCCGGGCAGGGCGCACCCCCUCGCCGCGUCUCCCCUCCACACCCCGCUCCCUGCUAGGCCUAGGCCCCAGCUGAGGCUGAGCACCUCCACCAGCUGCGCCGCCAUGAAGUCGUACAGGCUGUCGGAGCUCAGCGACGCCGAGGUCGGCGGCCUCAAGGCGCGCCCCCGCAUCGACUUCUCCUCCAUUUUCGGCACGGUCAAUCCGAUUGUUGAAGACGUGCGCAUGCGAGGCGAUGCUGCGGUCAAGGAUUAUACAGUGAAGUUCGACAAGGUUGCACUCGAUGAUGUGGUUGUGCGUGUUAGCGAUCUUCCGGAUGUGGAGCUUGAUCCAGCUGUGAAGGAAGCCUUUGAUGUGGCAUAUGACAACAUUUAUGCCUUCCACGUUUCGCAAAAGUUGCCUGAAAAGACUGUUGAGAAUAUGAAAGGUGUAAGAUGUAAAAGAAUAACAAGAUGCAUUGGUUCUGUUGGCCUUUAUGUCCCAGGUGGCACUGCAGUAUUGCCUUCCACUGCAUUGAUGCUUGCUGUGCCUGCACAGAUUGCUGGUUGCAAAACUGUUGUUCUUGCCACACCCCCUAGUCGUGAUGGUAGCAUAUGUAAGGAGGUUCUUUACUGUGCUAAAAAAGCUGGUGUGACACAUGUAUUGAAAGCUGGAGGAGCUCAGGCCAUUUCAGCCAUGGCAUGGGGAACAGUCUCAUGCCCAAAGGUUGAAAAAAUAUUUGGACCUGGAAAUCAGUAUGUCACGGCUGCAAAAAUGAUUCUUCAGAACAGUGAAGCCAUGGUUUCUAUAGACAUGCCUGCUGGCCCUUCAGAAGUAUUAGUGAUAGCGGAUAAAUAUGCAAACCCAGUUCAUGUUGCUGCUGAUUUGUUAUCUCAGGCGGAACAUGGCCCAGACAGUCAGGUUGUUCUAGUUGUUGCGGGAGACGGUGUUGAUUUGGGUGCUAUUGAGGCAGAAGUUAGCAAGCAGUGCUCUGCUCUUCCUAGGGGAGAAUUUGCUUCGAAAGCUCUUGGCCACAGUUUCACUGUUUUUGCGAAAGACAUGGUUGAGGCAAUUUCAUUCUCCAAUAUGUAUGCCCCUGAGCAUUUGAUCAUCAAUGUAAAGGAUGCUGAACAGUGGGAGGAUCUUGUCGAGAAUGCAGGGUCGGUCUUCUUGGGACAAUGGACCCCGGAGAGCGUGGGCGACUAUGCAAGCGGCACAAACCAUGUCCUUCCAACCUAUGGUUACGCAAGGAUGUAUAGCGGCGUGUCACUGAACUCAUUCCUCAAGUACAUCACUGUCCAGUCCUUGUCAGAGGAAGGGUUGAGAAGUCUGGGUCCGCAUGUGGCAAAGAUGGCUGAAGUCGAAGGACUAGAGGCUCACAGAAGAGCUGUUACCCUCAGACUUCAGGACAUCGAAGCCACUGUAACCGUGUAGAUUUGUUACCAUGAUUGUUCUAGGGGCCAACUUGGAUGCAGAGAACAAGAAUCUGUGAACACCCUAAUGAGAAGGGAUGGUCCAGCUGUUUCUCGAAAUAAGGCUCAUCCAUUUUGAUACAUCUUUGAAUAUAAAGUUUGUUUGAUUGUGUUACACUUUCAAGUAUUCAAGAGGACGAAAUCUGUGAAGACUGUAAGGAAAAGGGAUAUGAUCCAGCUAUUACUCGAAAUAAGGCCCAUCCAUUUUGAAUCUUUGGUCCGUCUAUUGAAUGCAAAGUUUGUUGACUA
Messenger RNA from Oryza sativa Japonica Group (Japanese rice), 1812 nucleotides. Lineage: Eukaryota; Viridiplantae; Streptophyta; Magnoliopsida; Poales; Poaceae. The record is from RefSeq and is a predicted model, not a curated record.